GUGAACUAAACAAAACCCUACUCGGAGAUCUUGCAAGUCCUCGAGCCAUGUCGUAUCCUCAGGAGAAUGAUCUUCGCUCCAUACGGGUCGACGGCUUGCCGCCGAAGAUGGAUGAGAUCUACCUCUUCAGCUGUUUCCAUGACAACGCAGAGGUUUUGGCUGCAACGGUUUUGCGUAAUCGGCGAUCAGGAGUGCCGCUAGAUUAUGGUUUCGUGGAGUUUGCUUCUCACAGCGAUGCUGAAUUUGUCUUGGAUUUCUACAAUGGUGAGCGCAUGCCCAACUUCAUUCAUGAGAGAUUCUGCCUCAGCUGGGACACCGAUGGUUCCGGUACAUUCUGGCGCUUGGAUUCUACCUACCGAGAUUGCUCUUUCUUUGGUUAUGAUGAAAAAGACAAUAUCAAGGAUGCCAAGUCAGUGAUUGAGCUCUACAAGGACUCCAUAACUUCUGCUCUUAAUAGAAAGCGAGCUUAUUUGCAAUCUGCCUGCCCAAAUACGUGUGGAGAUUCAGGGGACACAGAAAACCAGCUAGAUCAUGCAAAGUCGAAUGGUUUAAGUCCUGCUGGCUAUAUGGAAACGGAUGUUGACAAGCGUUUGAAGCUUACGGACAUGCCUCUCACUCAUCCUAACAUGUAUCAACAAGGAUGUUCCGGCCCUAAUCUUACAAACCAACAGAACCAACCAGACCCGAUGCAGUGGGAUGGUGGUUGUGGUGCUGGAUAUGUUAAUGACCAAGUUCCUAAGGGAGCUCUGGAAAUGGUUUCCUCGAUGAAGGAGGAGAAGGAGCUGUAUCUUGGUUUCGAAGAAGUCAACUAUCGAAGAAGUUGUUACGUCUUCCGCACCAUCAAACUGUCUGAGUUAUUGGUUUGCUCUUGUAACUUCAAUAUGGAUGCUCGUGAAAUUACCGGGUGCGUCAAUUGUGCCCCCAAAACCAAACAGAAAUCGCAGUUGCGCCAGCGGGCUUGGCUCUUCACCGGGGAGAAAGUCCCGGAAAGCUGCGGCAGCAAAGAGGUGAAAAUCCCAACGCGUAUGGGUUCCUGUGCCUACGGCUCCCGAAUCAUCUUCGCCGGUGGCUUGGUUCCCCGACCAGAUGAGGAAACAACAAUGACGGCAGCCCAUGUGCCUUGUGGAGAUGUGUAUAGUUUUGAGCCGGAGUCUAGUGUGUGGAAAAGGCUUGAUUGGAGUAUCCCGAAGGCGAAACCAGAGCCCUUGCUUUUUGAGGUGAACGGAAAUCUCUAUUGUCUUGCCGGUGCUCCUCAUGAACCCUCUUUCGAGGUAUACGAUAGCAGUUCUCGUGAAUGUUUGUUUCUGCCGCAUCCUCCAGAUAGCAUUCCGGAACUAGGCAAUUGGCAUGGUUUUGUACAUUACAGGUCUUUUAAUAGAUUGGCUUGUGCUAUUGUUGGAUCCAAGAUCUUGAUCUCGAGCAUGGGGAACGUGCCAGCCUAUUACAUUCCCAUUAUCUGCUUCGACGUGAAUGACAAGAAACAGAAAUGGAGAAUGAUGACUUCCUUGUUCGAUGGUAUUAUGUUGUGGCAGAGGAGAAUCACAGGCUGCGACUUGUGAGAGCGUCCUUGUG
Molecule: messenger RNA, 1572 nt
Organism: Fragaria vesca subsp. vesca
Lineage: Eukaryota; Viridiplantae; Streptophyta; Magnoliopsida; Rosales; Rosaceae
Exons: 5
Coding region: 48-1559 (503 amino acids)
Cellular component (GO): cytosol
Molecular function (GO): protein binding; mRNA binding
Source: RefSeq, a predicted model, not a curated record